Seminavis robusta is the source of this 327-nucleotide messenger RNA. The record is from the annotation of a GenBank genome assembly. Lineage: Eukaryota; Bacillariophyta; Bacillariophyceae; Naviculales; Naviculaceae.
AUGGUACCUCGUGCGCUUCUUCUUUUGGCCCUUUUGGUCCUCGCUGUCUCGACACAGGCUUUCACUGUGACACCCUCUCCUUUAGCCACCAGAAGCAUUAGUAGUGCUGCUUUUGACACGGCUCUGGAAGGAUGCCGUGUGAAUGCCAAGAAGGAAAAAAUCAAGCGUAACCGUGAGAACAUGCGCAAGUUCAAGGUCGGGGGACGUAAAGGAACCAGCCGAAGAAAGCUGUUGAAGAAGGCCUUGGCUUCCAAGGCUCGUCAAGAAGAAGCCGAGUUCAUUUCCAAAUGUUUCAUCACCUCCUCUGCUCCCAACUCUGAAGAUUAG